Molecule: messenger RNA, 673 nt
Organism: Dacryopinax primogenitus
Lineage: Eukaryota; Fungi; Basidiomycota; Dacrymycetes; Dacrymycetales; Dacrymycetaceae
Exons: 3
Coding region: 281-562 (93 amino acids)
Source: RefSeq, a predicted model, not a curated record
CUUCUUUCCCCAAAGAAGUCCAUCACGUUCCUCGGCUCCUGCAGAUUGACCAUCCCUGAUCACGAUCAGCGGCCUGCACCAUCCAGUGCCCAACUACGAUUGAGGUUAUCGGCAAACUUAGUAAUACGCUCGCAGAUAAGCGCUCCAUCGGAAGGAGCAAUGUAACAAGUGUGAUCACGGUGUUCGUGGCAGAAGGGAACAACAUAGUUGGUCCUGGCUGGAUCUAUCCCCCACAGUCCGCCCAUGCCAUUCGAAACCGGGGACAGGCUUGCAGCUUGUAAUGUUCGACUGCGACCUGAAGUCGGCGGCAAAGGUAUUCGCCGAUUGGUGCUGCAUUGGGCACAGGGGCGAUGUACCCAGCGUAAUCCCAGUGCUCGUGAGGGAAGAGAACGUAGUCGAUGCUGGCUGGCUCUACCCUCCCAUCGGCAAGCCGCACGUCCUUCCACACCCUCGUACCAUAAAGCCCCCUAAACUCCUUCACUGCAUGCCAGUUCCAUCACACUCCAAGGUCAAACAGAAGCCGCUUGCCCGAGGGACCAUGGACGUUGUAGAAGCAAAAUGAGGGCUUGAGAUGUACAUAACGUGCGUGGUUGAUAGAGAUAGGGAGUGAUGUGUUCGUCGGGGACGGCAUGAGUUGGUGAACCAAUAAUAUGUCAAUCGUGAGGACCGCAGA